AUGGCGCUCGAAAAAACACCAGCCCCUCCGGAUCCAGGUCCAGAUCCUGAAGCAGGCAAAAAUUCUCCCCUCGCAGAGAACAUCGAGCUCGGCCAGCUCGGCUACAAACAAGAACUCCGCCGUAACCGCUCAGUUCUAACCCUUCUCUUCCAAACUCUCGCAAUAGCAGCAAUUCCCUACGGCGAAGGCUCCGCUCUCCUCUCUGCAAUCUACGGCGGUGGUCCUCUCUCAAUCUUCAUAGGCUGGAUAGUCGUCUGUCUCCUCGACCAAUGCAUUGCGUUCUCCCUAGCAGAGCUAGCAUCCCGCUAUCCAACCUCCGCAGGACCGUACUACUGGACCUUCCAAAUCUCCCGUGGCAACAAAACCACCAUCUCCUUCAUAAAUGCUUGGAUAUGGCUAAUAGGCAACUGGACCAUAACCCUCUCCGUAAACUUCGGCUUCGCCUCCAUGCUCUCAGCAACCAUCUCAAUGUACCACCCAACCUGGUCCGCAAACAGCUGGCAGCUCCUCCUAAUCUUCUAUGCCGUCUGUCUCGGCUCCCUGGCAAUCUGCAUCUGCGCAAACAGGUUCCUCCCCCAGGUCGACAUCGCCUGCGCAACCUGGACAGCCAUCACAAUCCUAGUCAUCCUAAUCGCCGUCUCCGUCAAAGCAGACGCAGGCCGCCACUCAGUCUCAUACACCCUCUCCCACUACGAUAAGUCCUUUGCCGGCUGGUCCGGCUUCACCUUCUUCAUCGGCCUGCUCCCAGCCGCAUACACAUUCUCGGCCAUCGGCAUGAUCUCCUCAAUGGCAGAAGAAUGCUCAAACCCAGCGAUCAAAGUGCCUCGCGCAAUCGCCCUCAGCGUCCCAGUCGGCGGCAUAGCAGGUCUAUUUUUCAUUAUCCCGCUUUGCGCAACUCUCCCUCCAUUGGAGGAUAUCAUCGGCGCGCCGGGCGGCCAAGCCCUCCCGUACAUCCUGGCACGGGUGAUGGGCUCGCCAGGUGGCGGAUUGGGUCUGAUUUUCCUCGUCUUGGUGAUAACGCUCUUCUGCUCCAUCAGUAUAACCGUUGCUGCGUCGCGCUCGACAUGGGCUGUGGCGCGCGAUGACGCAGUCCCGCUUGCGAGACUGUGGGCGCAGGUCGACGAGCGCUGGGGCGUUCCUGUCUGGUCGCUUGUGCUGUUGACGGGGAUUCAGAUGUUGCUUGGGUUGAUUAAUUUGGGGAGCUCGAGUGCGUUUACGGCGUUUGUUUCUGUUGGUGUUAUUGCACUGGCGGCUGCUUAUGCGAUUCCUAUCUUUUUGAGUCUUUGGCAUGGGAGAGAGGAGGUCAGUCGGGCACCUUGGAGGCUUGGGAGUUGGGUUGGAAGGUUUAUGAAUGUCAUGGCGCUUGCUUGGAUUGCGUUUGAGUUGGUGCUGUUUAGUAUGCCCACUGCUUUGCCGGUGACUGCUGUGUCGAUGAAUUAUGCUUCUGUCGUUUUUGUUGGGUUCAUGGCUAUUUCGGCGGGUUGGUAUGUUAUAUAUGCGAGGAAGUACUACAAAGGACCGCCUGAGUCUGAUGCUCUCGAUUGA
Messenger RNA from Penicillium soppii, 1545 nucleotides. RefSeq names its product putative amino acid permease. Gene Ontology annotation, biological process: transmembrane transport. The transcript is spliced from 2 exons. The record is from RefSeq and is a predicted model, not a curated record. Gene Ontology annotation, molecular function: transmembrane transporter activity. Gene Ontology annotation, cellular component: membrane. Bases 1 to 1545 code for a protein of 514 amino acids. NCBI's taxonomy places the organism in Eukaryota, Fungi, Ascomycota, Eurotiomycetes, Eurotiales, Aspergillaceae.